GCUGCCGGGGGCUGGUCCCGCCGGGUUUCCGGGACUGGGGCGGUAUGGAGCCAUCGCCGGCGGGGAUGGCCGAGCGGGGCUGCCGCUUCCGCGCCAGCGAGCACCAGCACAUUCGCUACAACCCGCUGCGGGACGACUGGGUGCUCGUAUCGGCACACCGGGUGAAGCGCCCUUGGCAGGGGCAGCUGGAGAAGCCGCCCCCCGAGGAUGUGCCCCGCUGGGACCCCAAGAACCCCCUGUGCCCCGGGGCCACCCGGGCCAACGGCGAGGUGAACCCCCAGUACGAGGGAACUUUCGUCUUCCCCAAUGACUUCCCUGCGCUGCAGCCGGACGCUCCAGAGCCUGAUGACAGUGAUCACCCCUUGUUUCGAGCUGCCCCAGCCCGGGGUGUGUGCAAGGUGAUGUGCUUCCACCCCUGGUCGGACCUGACRCUGCCCCUCAUGUCCCUGCCAGAGAUUCGGGCUGUCAUCGAUGCGUGGGCAGAGCUGGCGACUGAUCUGGGUGCUUCCUACCCCUGGGUGCAGAUCUUCGAGAACAAGGGAGCCAUGAUGGGCUGCUCCAACCCUCACCCCCACUGCCAGGUGUGGGCCAGCAGCUUCCUCCCAAAUGAGGCGUGCCUGGAGGACCGCACGCAGCGCCAGCACCUGAGCCAGCACGGCGUGCCCAUGCUGCUGGAGUAUGCUGAGCAGGAGGCUCACCGAAAGGAGCGGCUGGUGGUAGAGAAUGCGGACUGGCUGGUUGUGGUGCCAUAUUGGGCUACCUGGCCCUACCAGACCCUGCUCCUGCCCCGCCGCCAUGUGUGCCGCCUCCAGGACCUCAGCGGCAGUGAGAGGGACAGCCUGGCCUCCAUCAUGCAGAGGCUGCUCAUCAAGUACGACAAUCUCUUCGAAGUCUCCUUCCCCUACUCCAUGGGCUGGCACGGAGCCCCCACAGGCCCCUACCUGGAGGAGGACUGCAAGCACUGGCAGCUCCAUGCCCACUACUACCCACCGCUGCUGCGCUCGGCCACYGUCCGCAAGUUUAUGGUGGGGUACGAGAUGCUGGCGCAGGCGCAGAGGGACCUCACUCCAGAGCAGGCAGCRGAGCGCCUGAGGAGCCUCCCUGAGGUGCACUACAAGAAGAGGGCAGAGGAGCCGUGAUGGGGAGCAGUGGAGUAUUCCAAUCCUUGGAUGUGAGUGUGAGGAGGGAUCUUAUCACUCUCCACAACUAUCUGGCAGGAGGUCAUAGACAGGURUUGGGGGGUUGGUCUUUUCUCCUAGGUAACUAAUGACAGGACAAGCAGGAACAGCCUAAAGCAGUGCUAGGGCAGGUUUAUAGUGGAUAUUGGGGAAUAUUUCUUCACCGAAAGGGUGGUCAGGCAUUGGAACAGGCUGCCCAGGGAAGCGGUGAAAUCACAUGCCUGGAAGUAUUAAAAAAAUGUGUAGAUGUAGCACAAGGCUUAGUGGUGGCCUUGACAGUGCUGKGCUGAUAAGUUUUAGAUUCUAUCAUUCUGUGUGCUCAGUAAGGCUAGGAGUCACCUGGGGGUGGUGCAACUGAGGUCUGGGAGUUCAUGUCACUUGUGAGCCCUCUGUACUCACAGAUUCUCCUGAACUUUGUCACAGCUUGGCUGGUUUUUGGGACUGGUUUUGCCUGUUCAGGUACUCAAGGCCUAAUCCUGUGGCAUCCUCGUGUAGGUGGUGUUGUUCCUUGUCUCUUUCACCAUCCCAGGCUCUGUCUUCAGCCUCCACGGCAUGCUCCUGCCACCACUCAAGGRCUUGCCCUCCUUACCAGUCCAGUCUCGCUGGUGAGACUGCGAGUUCCUCUGCCCCAUGGAGGGCACAACUCCCCCGGACAAUAAAACCUGGAAGCUAAGUGCCUCUACCUGUGCUCUCRUGGCUCUCGGCCCUAGGUGGGAGGUUUGGGGUCUCUGGUGAGGACCCCCCAGCUGCUGGUGAGGGAUAACACUGAGGGCUCAGGGGAUGUGCAUGCAGCCCAACACCUCUUGCUCCUGUCCCUGCCUCUGCUUUUGCUCCUCUUCCUCCCUGGGGGGAGCUCUGAGUCUGUCUCUGAGUGCUGCAGUCUUGUGGAGGAGUGAGAAACAGGGAGGAGGAAUGGAUGCAGCCCAGGGCUUAGCCAGCUCUUGGGAGAGGGCUGAGUCCUGGCAAACUUGCUGCAUGGUGGCUGCUGGCUGAGGUGCUCAGCCCUGGAGCUGUUCUCUCCAUGCUCUCUGGCUUGGACUGCUGGUCUACAGCCCUGUGCUGCCUGCUGCAUGUAGCCAGGAGCUGGUUCAUCACUGACCCAGAGGCUGCCAGGGAGUCCAGCUCUCUUCCAGGUGCUGCUGUCCCCUUCCCUGUGUCCUCCCACGGUGUGGGAUAAUGGCAGCCCGGUUCCUGGGCUGAGCAAGGGGAUGCUGCAUUCACUUGUCUGUGCUCUGCUCCCUCUCAGCCCUUCACCCUGGAAAGCCCUGGGGCUGUGAGGGGUCAUGGACAGUGAUGCCACCACAGUUGAUGUGGGGGGAUGCCAAGCACUGUCUGCCCUCACAUCUCCAUAAACAGUUUUUAUUUGUCACUAAUGAGCUGUUCUCACAACUCUCUAAUGAGACCCCUCUCCU
Molecule: messenger RNA, 2590 nt
Organism: Malurus melanocephalus (red-backed fairy wren)
Lineage: Eukaryota; Metazoa; Chordata; Aves; Passeriformes; Maluridae
Gene: GALT
Product: galactose-1-phosphate uridylyltransferase
Exons: 11
Coding region: 45-1139 (364 amino acids)
Biological process (GO): beta-D-galactose catabolic process via UDP-galactose, Leloir pathway
Cellular component (GO): cytoplasm
Molecular function (GO): zinc ion binding; UDP-glucose:hexose-1-phosphate uridylyltransferase activity
Source: RefSeq, a predicted model, not a curated record